AUGCCGUCUGUCCACCGUGCCGUCUCUCCCAUCUGCCUUUCCCCCCCUUCCUCUUCCCCCCACCCCGCUCCAACAGCUAGUGUGUGGUUUCUUCCGCCGGCCCGCGCAUCUGACUCCGCACCCGCGCCUCUCAUUGUCGGAAGCGGCGGCGCACGACGCCAGCAGCUCUCCCUGCGCUUCGGCAUGCCGUCUCACCGUGCCAGGAGAGGGUCUCUGCCUUUCCCUCCGUGCCUCUUUCCCCCAAUCCUGCUUCAACAGCUCGUGUGCGGGUUCUUCCGCCGCCCCGCGCACUUAACUCCGCACCCGCGCCUCUCGCUGGCGGAAGUGGCGGCGCACGACCGCUGCCAGCAGCACUCCCUGCGCUUCCGCAUGCUGCCGCGCGCGCAGCAGCGCCUGUUGUGGGCGCGUUGCGGGCGUUCGUGGAAGCUUCUGCUGCGCUUCCUUAUUACCAGCGACGCCUGCAUCAGGCACGGCCAGCCCCAGGUGGCAGCGGGGUGUGCGCACAGCGUAGCGGUGGGGCGCGGUGGAGAGGUGUGGACGUUCGGGCAUGGUUCGGCAGGGCAGCUGGGGAGACCCCUGGCUGCUGCUGGCAGUGCUGGUGCGGCUGCUGGUGGUACUGCUGGUGCAGCUGCUGCUGCUGGUUAUGCCAGUUUUGCCGCUGCUGCUGCUGCUGCUGUUGGUGGUGUUGGUGGGUUUGCUGGGCUUGCGAACGAUGUGACAACCACUCUGGCAACCACUGCAACAGGGGCUGUGACUGUGACUUUAAGGAGUGGGCUUGAAAGGGGGCUGGUGGGGAGCAGUGAUGCGUCCGCGGAACCUUCCUGGAAGCCACAGAUUGUGAGGUCGUUGCUGGGAGUGCGAGUGGUGCAGGCAGCAGCAGGCCGGGCGAGGACAAUGCUAGUCACAGACACAGGCUCGGUGUAUCACUUCGGCAGGGACUGCUUCGGCGACCAGGAAUACUCCCUCACCUCCCCCGAGCCUGUUACCGAGCCUCGGCUCGUGCAUUCGCUUCGGCACAUUCAAGUCGUCCAGGUCGCGUUGGGGAAUUUCUUCACGGCAGUUCUCUCAGCGGAAGGCCGCGUCUUCACUCUCUCUUGGGGCGGCCGGGGGGACGGCAGCAGUGCCCUCUGCGCUCUUUCAAUGCCCCUCUCUCUGCUGCUUUCACCCCUUCCGCCAUGCAGGUCGCGUUGGGGAAUUUCUUCACAGCAGUGCUUUCAGCUGAGGGCCGCGCUUUCACUCUCCGUUGAGGUGGCGUUGGGGAAUUUCUUCACAGCAGUGCUUUCAGCUGAGGGCCGCGUCUUCACUCUCUCUUGGGGCGGCCGGGGGGAUGGCAGACGUACCACCAUCACUGCUGCUGCUGCUGCUGCUGCCGCUGCCGCUGCCGCUGCUGCUGCUCCUGCUGCUGCGGCUGCUGCUUUUCCUGUUGCUGCUGUUUCCGCGAAUUCUGAUGCUGAUGGCGAUGCGAGCCAGAGCUUUAAUGAUGCUGUGGCAGCAGGCAGUGAGAUCCGAGGCGAGAGGCUCGGGCACGCCACCGACCCUGCGGAUACCGUGCCUCGGCAGCUGGCCGGGCCUGGGAUGAGCGCCGUGCUUGGGCUGGGUGGAGGGGGGAGAGGAGGGGGUUGUGGAGGGAGGAAGGGGAGGCUUGGUAGGAGGGCGGGAAAGGGCGUGGGAAUGAAAGGAAAGGGGUUGGUAGGAUGUUGUGGAGUCACGGGGUGCAGUAGUGUGGGAAGUGGUGAUGGUGCAAGUGGUGAUGGUGCUAGUGGUGCUGGUGCUGCUGGUGCUGGUAGUGCUGGCUGUGGCAGCUGCAAGAGUGGUGAAACACGUACGGAGAUGGAGAAUAUGGAGGCGGAAGGGGGAGAGGAGUGGGAAGAAGAAGAGGAGGAGGAGGAGGAGGGCGGGAUAGUGUCUCUCCCAGUGGUGCAGAUAGCAGGAGGGCACUGCUACCUGCUCGGGUUGACCUGCGCCAACGAGCGUCACGGCAGGUUGUGGUCUGGGCGGCAAGCUAGGCCACAGCACUCUAGUGGUCUUACCACCAUCUCUUCCCCCGCCCAUCCCCUCUUUCCUGCCCCCUCGUCAAAACCCCUCCUCUCUCUCCCCCCUCCUUUCCUCAGGUCGGUCUGGUCCAUAGGUUGUGGUCUGGGCGGCAAGCUGGGCCACGGCACAAAGUCUGUCUGGUCUAUUGGCUGUGGUCUGGGCGGCAAGCUAGGCCACGGCACAAAGUACGACGAGCGCCGCCCGAAAGAAAUCGCGCACUUCAAAACCCUAGAGUUCGCCCCCACAGCCGUUGCUGCGGGCGCGUGGCAUGCUGCUGCUGUUGCUGCUGACGGGAGAGUUGCCACGUGGGGGUGGGGCAGGCACGGGUACGCAGCUGCCAGCAGGGAUGAAUCGCACGGCUCACGUGGCAAGCUCCGCCCAGCUGUGAAAGCAUGCCACGUGGCAGCAGGGGAUUACACGACGUUUGUGGUGGGGGAGGGCGGCGAGGUGUGGUCGUUUGGGAGCGCGGAGAGCGCGUGUUUGGGGCAUGGCGGCGGGUGGGAGAGGGAGGAGGAGGAGGAAGGGGAGGAGAUUGACGAUGCUGAUCUUCAUGAUAUCGUGUUGCGGCAGCACCGGUGGCGCUAUCGGGAUGUGAUGCAGCCGAGGCGGGUGUCUCUGCUGGAAGAGCGAGCUACCCACCCACCUGCUUCUCUUACCCCUCACUCCCACUUCAUCCCCCUCUUUUUCCCCAACCCUCAUCAGUUGCGGCAGCACCGGCGGCGCUAUCGGGAUGUGAUGCAGCCGCGGCGGGUGUCUCUGCUGGAAGAGCGAGCUACCCACCCACCUGCUUCUCUUACCCCUCUUGCUCUUCCCUCUCCCUUACACUGCCCACUCCCCCCACAUUCUCCCAGUUGCGGCAGCACCGGAGGCGCAACCGGGAUGUGA
Molecule: messenger RNA, 2919 nt
Organism: Closterium sp. NIES-65
Lineage: Eukaryota; Viridiplantae; Streptophyta; Zygnematophyceae; Desmidiales; Closteriaceae
Source: the annotation of a GenBank genome assembly